AUGGACCAAGUCGACAUGAAUAUCCUUCGCGGAUGGCUAAAUCUCUGCGAAAGCCAGCAUGGAAGAUAUUGCGCGUCGGGCUUCCUCGAAACCGUUACUGCCAAGAUAGAUUUCAUAGUUGUUGACGUCCAACAGAAAAAGCUUGUCAACGCAGGUAACUCCUGCAGAUACCUUGCGCUCAGCUAUGCCUGGGGCAAUAUGCCGCAGCUUCAGCUGACACUGGGAACAAGAGAAGAGCUGUUUGUACCGGGAGCACUGCAAAAACGCUGGGAACAAAUACCCCAGGUUAUUCGAGAUGCCAUGCACGUUGUUACUGCCAUUGGAGAAAAGUACCUUUGGGUUGAUGCCCUUUGCAUUGUGCAGGAUGACCCAAUCCAUAAGCACAGGCAGAUCUGCGAGAUGGGAACGAUUUACGGCGGCGCUCUAGCCACUAUCGUGGCUGCUGCGAGCAGUAGUGCUGCAGAAGGCCUAUGUGGCGUACAUCCGGGUACCAGGCAGGUGACUGACUAUGCCGUAUCUUCCGGCAUCUACGUGGCCAAAAGAGAGCCUUUCAAAGAUUCUGUUUUGAAGUCGACGCACAAUACCCGUGCCUGGACUUACCAGGAGCGACUACUGUCUAAGAGAUGCAUGUAUUUCUCGCGGCAACAGGUGUUUUUCCAAUGCAAACAAACAGUAUGGUCAGAGGAUCGUUGGGAAGAUGCAUGGGCAUGCCACACGAUUUCGUACAACGAAUUUGCUUCUAUUCAGCAUGGGUUUGGGAAACUCACGCUCUUGAAUUACUCCAUGUCAAGGGAUUGUCGUCAUUCUGAAAUCUUUGACGAUUGUUACGCUUUGCUUGUGCAAGAAUAUUCUAUGAAGAAUUUGAGCUACGACUCCGAUAUCUUGAAUGGAUUUGCAGGACUAUGCUCGUUCUUUUUGCAUCGUUGGAGACUCAAAUUCAUUUGUGGUUCUCCGCUGGAAAGCAGCCUGUUCGCUUCGGCUUUAUUGUGGUACCAUCCGCACAUGGGCAUUCGCAGGCGCAACUAUGACGACGAUUCGAACCUUUUCCCGUCUUGGUCUUGGAGUGGAUGGAUAGGCGGCAUCAUUUACCUACCGUACAUCUCAGUUGUUCUCCAUGGGCCCGUAAUUCUGCGCGGAUCUGAAGACUUCGUGUGUAUCAUGCCUCCAGGUACCACUACGCAGGUGGGGGGUUCGUUGACGUCGAAUUGCGAGGCUUACCCGACACUUCCCAUUCGCGACCAGGCUUGGUUGGACAAGGAAGUCUUCUCUGGCAAAUUGAACGUGCUUCGUUUCUGGAGCUUCACUACACCACUACAAUCCUUUUGCUACGAAAAGGCGAAACCUUGCCCAGCAAGUCCUUCACUAAGUUCAGUAUCAGGAGAAGGUACCAAUUAUCGGGCAUUUGUUGUGACGAAAGAUGGUUGGAUAUGUGGUGGGCUUCUCGGAUUUGAUGCCGACACGUUGGAGAAUGCCAAAUCUGAGUGGGAAUUCGUCCUGCUCUCUGCGUCGACCCUAGGUUGUCGCCCAGACCACGACCAAAUUGUGACGUGCCCCUGCAUUUGUCCAACGUUUUGCCACAUGCACAACCCAAGAAAACAUGCCAUGGGCGAUGAUACAGAACCAAUGAAAGGAGGAAACAACGGCGACAACGGCGACAACGGCGAGGAGAGCGUAAAGAACGUGACCGAAAGCCAAAGAGAAGGAAAAGAGGGAGAGCCGGGAUGUAUGCGAAAUGUCCUCGUCCUACGAUGGGAGGGAAAAUAUGCACACCGAGUUGGUAUUGGUGUUAUCCACAAUGUGGCAUGGGUUGCAGCAGAACCAGAGAUGAAGUUUAUUCGGCUUUCCUGA
Messenger RNA from Cladophialophora psammophila CBS 110553, 1848 nucleotides. RefSeq lists its product as uncharacterized. The coding region runs from base 1 to 1848 and encodes 615 amino acids. The transcript has a single exon. Lineage: Eukaryota; Fungi; Ascomycota; Eurotiomycetes; Chaetothyriales; Herpotrichiellaceae. The record is from RefSeq and is a predicted model, not a curated record.